AUUUUACAGUGAAACUUGAAUGUGCAUCUUCCUUUAGAAUUCACUCGUUUCUUCAAGUUGUCAUCCCUAUGUAUCAUAAAAUUAGUUAAGGUACGUUACUUAACAGUCAUUUGUUUAAGCGAAGCUUACCAUAUUUUAUGCGUAUAUUUCUGGUCAGAAAGCAAAUAUUGGUCUAUUUUUCAUUCCUAGAAUACAAAAUCUAUAGCAGUAAUAUAAGGGGCUUAUUGGGCUGCAAUAACUGCGCAGCUGAGACGGUUAUAUAAUAUUCUAUUAGCAGCAUUUUCGACUACACAAAAGUCUUUAAGCGAAUUGAAUUUCGAAUUUUUCUUCUAUGAUGCCAUGAAUUACAGUAUUUCUGGGGUUAGAACAGAAUCAACUAAUUUCCUUUGCAAAAGGUGUAUUACGAUUACAAUAUUGCUUUUUAGUUUUCACGCGUGAUUCAAAGGUGAAAGGGGUGACUCCUACGUGUUUCGCGAAACUGUUUUUGAAGAAAAGGGACAAGGCCCACACCAAAUUCGGAACACUUUCAGAUGGCACUUCGUGGAGUGAUGAGGGGCACAUUGAACCGUGUGCCAGUGCUGGCAAGUCGUGGCAUGACUUCAGCUGCCUCUGAUGAGGUGCUGUUUGAAGUCAAAAAUAGAGUGGGAAUCAUCACCAUGAACCGGCCCAAGCAGCUGAACGCUCUCAACCUGAACAUGAUCCGCCAGAUCCACCCAAAGCUGAAGGAGUGGGAGAGUCAGCUGGGUGUGGUGAUGAUCAGAGGUGCCGGCGGUAAGGCAUUCUGCGCGGGCGGUGACGUGGUUUCCAUCACAAAGGCGGGCCGGGCCGGCGAUCCUUUGGCCGGCGACUUUUUCCGCGCUGAGUACCGUCUGAACCGUCUGACAGGGGAGCUGGCCAUCCCGUACGUGGCGCUGCAGCACGGUAUCACCAUGGGAGGCGGCUGCGGCAUGUCCGUACAUGGAAAGUACCGGGUAUGCACGGAGAAGACGCUGUUUGCCAUGCCGGAGACGGCCAUUGGCUUUCUGCCGGACGUCGGUGGCUCACACUUCCUGCCGCGACUGCAGGGUCGGCUCGGUCUGUUCCUGGCUCUCAGCGGGUACCGACUCAAGGGCCGCGAUAAUCUGCACGCGGGGAUCUCUACUCACGCGUGCGACUCUGCCUUGCUCGAUGACCUGGUGGCAGAGGUGGCUGAGGGGGGCGUCAGCCGACUGCAGGCCAUCCUCGACAGCUACACACAGAAGGCCGAGUUCGACAAAGGGAAACCGUUCUCCCUGGAGCCACAUAUGGAGACAAUAAAUCGGUGUUUUGCCAGCGAUUCGGUGCCGGAGAUCCUCUCUGCACUGGAGAAGGAUGGGUCUGAGUUCGCCAGUAAGAUCCACGCCACGCUGCUGAAGAUGUCUCCCACGGCGAUGGUGAUCACUGCCGAGCAGCUGCGGCGCGGAGCCUCGCUCUCGCUGGCCGACUGUCUGCGCAUGGAGGUGCGACUCUCCGACAGGUUCCUAGAGGAUAACGACUUCUAUGAGGGCGUGCGGGCGGUGCUGGUGGAUAAGGACCAGAGCCCUGUGUGGAAGCCGGCCACCGUGGCGGAGGUACCGGCCGACAUUGUGGACCGCUACUUUGCCCCGCUGCCCGCCGACCGGGAGCUCCAGUUCUGAUCAGGAACUCCUGGCUCUGAGUGCCGGGCUGGGAUGGAGCGACGGUCGGCGAUAGGUAUCGAUGCCAUGGGGCUAUAACGGGUCGGGAUACUGUGAACUUGUGAUGCCGAUGUGUUGCUGAUUUGGCAUCAAUUGUCGUUGACGGUGGUAGUGUGGUAACUUUGUAAACUGUACUAUGGAAGGGUGUCUGAUGUUGAUCUGUUGUUAACCCAGCUGCAGCAGCUACUGUGAUCGCCAUGUGGUUGGUGCAGUAAAGUGCAGUCCGGUCAGUGUGACCAGUGGUCACUGAGUAAUAACAGUUUAUCAUUGAUUGUCGGUGGUCAUUGUCCAGUUUAUACCUUCCGCCCUAAAACGAGAAGGCUGCUCCAGUACUUUUUCCUAGCGUUAGCUGAAUCAUGAAUGAAAUUGGUAGUGGUCAUGACCGGUAUUAGGUACAUGUGAUAGUGCAAUAUAUACUGACCUUGCGA
Messenger RNA from Amphibalanus amphitrite, 2122 nucleotides. It is a transcript of the gene Hibch, whose product is annotated as 3-hydroxyisobutyryl-CoA hydrolase, mitochondrial-like. The coding region runs from base 531 to 1655 and encodes 374 amino acids. Lineage: Eukaryota; Metazoa; Arthropoda; Thecostraca; Balanomorpha; Balanidae. The record is from RefSeq and is a predicted model, not a curated record. Gene Ontology annotation, biological process: L-valine catabolic process. Gene Ontology annotation, molecular function: 3-hydroxyisobutyryl-CoA hydrolase activity. The transcript has 8 exons. Gene Ontology annotation, cellular component: mitochondrion.